This is a messenger RNA of Thamnophis elegans (Western terrestrial garter snake), 1989 nucleotides long. It is a transcript of the gene F12, whose product is annotated as coagulation factor XII. Gene Ontology annotation, cellular component: rough endoplasmic reticulum. The transcript is spliced from 14 exons. Lineage: Eukaryota; Metazoa; Chordata; Lepidosauria; Squamata; Natricidae. The record is from RefSeq and is a predicted model, not a curated record. Gene Ontology annotation, biological process: blood coagulation; zymogen activation. Bases 45 to 1799 code for a protein of 584 amino acids. Gene Ontology annotation, molecular function: calcium ion binding; serine-type endopeptidase activity.
CUAUCCAAAGCACUUCUCUAUUUCAUCCGUCCCCGGACACCACCAUGACAGCUCAAUUGCUGCUUCUCCUGCUAUUUGUGAUUUAUAACCCUGGGGAGCUAUUCUUGGGUGUAAUUGGUAAGCCCCACAAGGCGAAACAUGAAGUGACAUCAUCCAGUGAGGAAUCCUGUCAUUUCCCUUUCCGCUACCAACGCAAAAUGCACUACUACUGUCUCCCUAGCGACCUUCUUAAAUCUCAGCGCUGGUGCGCCACCACAGAAAACUAUGACCGAGACCAACAAUGGAAGUUUUGUCAGAAGGAGGAAAGGCCAACAGGGUACUGUGAUCCUAACCCCUGCCAGAAUGGGGGUGUCUGCGAAGCUAGGAAAGCUGGAUUCCACUGCACCUGCACAGCUGGUUUCCACGGGAGACGCUGUGAGACAGAAGGCUGUUUUGGGUCACAAAGAGGGUUGCAUGUUGGCAAGAAGGAAACAUGGCUGCAGUAUUUUCCCUCUACUGGACUGAAGGAGUGCCGCUGUAACAGGAAGAAGAUUCUCUGCAAGACAGUGCAUGGAAAAGCCUGCAGAAGCAACCCCUGUCUGAAUGGAGGUCAGUGCAUACAGCUGGGUCAGAACUUGGUCUGCAGCUGCCCUGAAAAAUUUUCUGGACCACUGUGUGACAUAGAUCACACUGAAAUCUGCUACAGUGGGAAUGGGCACCUAUACCGAGGCAUGGCUCAGAGUAGUUCCUCAGGGGCACCUUGCCUACCCUGGGACUCCCCGAUCCUGCUUAUGGAGUAUUCCAUCAAACUCAGGAAUGCAGUAAGCCUGGGCCUAGGGGAACACGCCUUCUGCAGAAAUCCAGAUAAUGACACCCAGCCAUGGUGUUUCUUGCUGCAAGACAGACGAAUCACCUGGGAGUAUUGUAACAUUACUCGCUGUCACCCCCAAAGUACCGGUGAACUGAUAACAAAAGCGACAGGAGCGCCUCUGGAGGAGAUGGCCACGAGCAGCCACGUGAAUAGCAAACCCAAGUCUACCACUAGCUCAGCUCCAGUUUGUGGACAACGCUACACAAAAGUCAUUUCCUCACGCAGCCGUAUCGUAGGGGGUGUGGUGGCACUUCCUGGCGCCCAUCCCUAUCUUGCUGCUCUCUACAUUGGAGAGCAAUUCUGUGGAGGAAGCCUCAUCGAUUCCUGCUGGAUCCUGACUGCUGCACAUUGUCUGGAAUUCAGGCCAGAUGUGUCUAGAAUAUCAGUGGUGCUUGGGCAGAUCUUCUACAACACCAGCACUGAAGGCACUGUGAAGUUCCAGGUGCAGAAGUAUCAACUGCAUGAAAAUUAUUCACAAAUAACUGAGGAGCAUGACAUUGCUCUGGUGCAACUGAAGGAAAAGUCCCCAGGACGUUGUAUUGGAUUUUCAAACUCCAUUUCACCUAUAUGUCUGCCUGGUUCCUUGGAGACAGCUGACAGCAAUGGAUCCUGCCAAAUUGUAGGAUGGGGACAUAUGUAUGAAGGAGCUGACAAAUUCUCUGUAUAUCUGCAGGAGGCAGAUGUGCCCAUCAUUCCCCGUGAGCAGUGCCGUUCCCCAGAUGUACAUGGGUCCCACAUUACCCAACACAUGCUAUGUGCAGGAUACCUGGAAGGAAGAAUUGAUGCAUGCCAGGGAGAUUCUGGUGGGCCCCUGGUAUGUGAAGAGCGAGGCAAGGCCACCAUCCGUGGCAUUGUCAGCUGGAGCACAGGCUGUGCCCAAAGGAACAAACCUGGGGUUUACACCAAUGUCGCUCGCUACCUCAGCUGGAUUCAGAGCAACAUGCAUUAGGCAAGCCAGAGGGUGGAAAGCCAGUGAAAUUGAAAUCAUGGGCCAUGCAGCAGCUCUCCCCAUGAGCUUGAACAUCUUCUUCUCUCUUAUUGUAUGUGCAGUUCCCUAGGCUAGAUGCUGAACAUUACAGAAUCGGAGGAUACCAGUUGUGUGGGUUGUUUUGGGGGACAAUAAACCAUCCUGCACCAAA